AUGUCUUAUCCAAAACGGGACCGAGCUUACGUCAACAGAUUAUCUUCCUUUGAGCCGGGCUUUUGUCCAGUGUCCAAUGAAGCGCUUGCCCUCGCCGGAUUUCGAUAUGAAGGGCCGGACGACCAAGUGCGCUGCGACUACUGCCAAGGCCGGUUCAAAUCCUGGCGCGAGGGGGACAACCCAUUAGAGGAGCAUAAGGAGCACUUCAAGAAUUGUCCAUUUCUGCGUCCACUGCUCGUCCUUCCAAAGCGAGAGGAAUUCAGCAAUGUUGCCGCUCGUGAAGCCUCAUUUCAAGAUCGUCUUCGGGCAAAUCCUGCCAUGUCCCCGACGCCGCAAGAAUUCGCUGAAUGUGGAUUCUUUUCAAAUCCGGGCUCAGAGGACCGAGAUUCGGUCACUUGCUAUUACUGCGGGGUGACGCUCGCCAGAUGGUCGCCCGGGGAUGAUGUUUGGAAGGAGCACGUCAAGAACAACCCUGCGUGCGCCUUCAUCGUGCUUGAUAAAGGCGCUGAGUAUCUAGUGACAGGGCCCUACGCUAGCUUGAUCAAUCAGCAGACGGGUCAAAGAAGGCCGCCGCCCACCACUACGGAUCCGUCAAUGCGCCGGAGAAGUCUGGGGUCCAGCCCUAUCGUCUCAGCAUCAAGUCAUCCCACUCCGCCCUCUAGUCGCUCUUUUGUUCCAGUUCAAGCCGACACUCCACGUCCAGCUACUCCUCCUCGCUCCACACUCGCUUCUCCUCCUCCGCUCAUUACUGACAUACCUCUGUCGAUCGUCAACCCUGUGAGGAACUCUAUACAUUCGCCACUCACUACCGUUUCACGCUCGAGCAGCGCAACAAGCCCUCAUCCAAACCGCUACUCCCCAAUUUCAGUGACGUCACUGCGCAACGGCUUCAACUCAGAAUUCAUGAGUCCGUCGCCAAUCCGCAACAUGACUAGCUCCCCGUCGACCGCGAUUGUUGCCCGCCAAUCGCCUUCUUUUCCUUCUCAACGCUUGAUCAAUUCGCGUCGCUCGCCGAUUCUUCUGUCGCAAAACUCUCGCAUCUCUCCAUACACAAUUCCGAAUCGGAACAGCAUCAAUCAUCGAGCUCCUGAACCUCUACCAGACAAUUUCGAAGGCUUGUCCGAGGAUGAACGACGAUUAACUUACGAUCAUCUACGUCGCCAACAUGAGUGUAAAGUGUGCCUUUCAAAUUUAGCCACAGUUUGUUUCCUUCCAUGCCGCCAUCUAAGCGCCUGUCCCGCUUGCGCUCCACAACUCGAGAACUGUCACGUCUGCCGAGAGCGCAUUCAAAACGUAAUCGACGUUUUCCUCUCGUGA
Messenger RNA from Oikopleura dioica, 1317 nucleotides. NCBI's taxonomy places the organism in Eukaryota, Metazoa, Chordata, Appendicularia, Copelata, Oikopleuridae. The record is from the annotation of a GenBank genome assembly.